GUUUUGUGUGUUUUCGUUUUCUUACAUUAUUAUCGCGCAUGCAUAUUCGCUUAAGCAGUCUAAACUUAAAUGGUGACAUUCAUGGAAUUUACAGAUGAAAUACAUUUUAUUAUUUGCAUUUGUACAAUCAGUGAUAACGAAUAUAGAAAUCCAAGGGCGAGAAGUAUGUCUUUCCUGUGAUAUCCUACAACAAUGUGAACAGAUAGUAUGCAAUAAUGUAUUAAUAAAUGGAACAUUUAUCCCAGAAUAUGUAAUUGGAUGUGAACUAGCUUGCCCUUUUGGAAACAUAUCCUGUCAAAAAGAUAAUAAUGGUGCAUUUACUUGGCUACCAGAAGAUCCAUGUUUACCUGAAAUUAGUACAACAACUUCAGAACCAAAUAUUUCACUGACAACAACGACUGUCUUUCCGUUUCACACUGACACACCACAAAUUAACACUACUACUGAUCUAGGUGUCUUAAAUACAACCAUAUUUGAAAUAAAUCAAACGGAUUGUCAUUAUGUGAGCACAGAAUCACCAAAUAAUAUUACUGAAGAUAUAAACUAUUCAAAAGGAUGGACAUUAUUCUGGCUUAUUCCAUUGAUACUUAUUAUCAUGAUUUUUUUAUUGUUACUCUUAUGUUUGGUUUUAAAUCGUUUUCAAAAGCGUAAACAUCGAGUAGAAUUCCCACUGUCUGAAAAACAUAUUUUUGAUAUGAUUGACCCUUCUACAUCUUCUUGGGGACAUUAUUCCUAUCCAUACAAAUCAGGAACUCCAAUUGGACAAAAUGGGUAUUAUCGUCAAAAUAGAAACACUAUUUAUGAAGCAUAUGAUUCACCAAACAAAACAGAUAGAAUUCUUACUAAUUUACAAAAACUAUCAUCACCUAAGUAUAAUAAGUUGAAAUUCAUUAACAGAAAAACAAUAUCACCAUGUCCGAAUAGAAAACUUAUAAAUUGGCAAGAAUCAGGUACAUAUGAAUAUGCUAUUCCACCAAGUCCGAAAUCUGCUUCUUCAAUGAAUAUUAAUAAAACACCACCGAGUUAUUCUCCAAAAAAAGAAAGAAACUAUUCACAAAUUUCAUACAAUUUAAAUAAAUCUACAUCACAAAUUUUCUCAGGAACUCCAACUAUUAGUAUAAGAUACCCAGAAGAAAUGAGAUCAAUUAGUCAAUGUAAUAUGUUAAAUCCUCAAAAAUCAAAUGUACAAGAUACAUUAACACCUGAUUAUUAUAUUCAAGAUGGUCGAACUACAACGACUUUCAAUCGUCAUGUUAAUCAUUUACAUAGACCAAAAUUAUCUGAUAAUGAUAAUCAAAUUUAUCAAACAGAAGCAUUAAUCAACUGUGGUGAUGAUGAUAAUGAAUUCACUAAUGAGGAUACAUUUGAUCAAAUCUCAUCAAUUACAAUGCAACCAACUAUUGUACAACAACCAAUUUCAAAUUUAUCUCCUAAUCAAUCUUUUAAUGCAUUUAUCGAUUGUGAAGGUCAACAACAAAUGGAACAAUUAGGUAUGUAUGAUUCACAAUACAAUGAUUGGACAUUAGAUAAAACAACUAUUGCACGAAUACCUCGUAUUUAAAAUAUUGAAAGCUUUUAGAUUUCAUUAUUUUUAACUGUACUUUUCUUUUUGAUAUUUCCUUAUAUGAAGACUAUAAUAUGUAUGUUGAACGAAUCAAGGUAAUGAAGCAAAUAAACAUUUACUUUUCAUCCUCUUCUUCGAUUAUUUAAUUAAUUUAUGAAUAUUCUGUGAGCAGAUACACCAAUGGACAAUGAUCCAUAUGAAAACAAACAAAAAAUUCAGUAACAAUUUAUGUAUAUUGAUCAUUUUGGUAAAGAUUUUUCUGUUUUUCCCCCAACAUCCCCCCCCCAAAUUUUUAUUACAUUUAGAGAAUCUGUGGUGGGGAGGGGGCAUUGUCAUUUGUUUGGUUUCUUUGGUAUUUUGAUACUCAACCCAAAUGUUCUAACAUAUAUAUAUAUAUAUGUACACUGAUUAUCUUUACUUCUCAAGGAAAAGUCCUAUUCGAAUAAAUGAUAAGUAGAAAUGAACAAUUAUUCAUAGACUGAUUUUUAUUCUAGAUUAUUAUUUUUUAUCACGAAUUAAUUAGACGGAAUUUCCUAGUGAAUGAACUACAAUACCCCAUGUAUUAACUACUGCUUAUAAAACUCUAUAUGGUUAUGUAUUUAUCAAUAACAAUGUCCUUUAUUGGAUAUGUACUUGAAUGAUCGACUGUUUUUUAUAGGAUCAGUUGGAUUGUUGAGUUCGCUUAUUGUUUUGAAAAUCAGUGACGUCUUUAUCAAAUGACUUAGUGAUAGUAAAUAAUAACUGUAUAAUAGCAAGAUCUUUUUGGGUCGAAAGCUGUUUUCAAUUAGUAGGCGAAAAUAUAGAACAGACUAGUUCUCUUUUGUACUCUAUAAAUUUCUGACUAGAAAUCUCAUACAAUAAUAUAUCUCAAAUGUUUGACAACAUAGAAACAGAAAUUUUGAAAUGACAAUUACAUGACUAUUCCAUAAGUGUAAGGAACUGGGUGAUAUGUCUGUAACUGAUUAACAAUACAUUAGGUAGCGUAAAAUUUACUACAAUAUCUUACUUGACAACUUGAAUAUUACAAUGGGAAAUAAUAUAAAAUACAAUAAUUCUA
Schistosoma bovis is the source of this 2621-nucleotide messenger RNA. The record is from the annotation of a GenBank genome assembly. Lineage: Eukaryota; Metazoa; Platyhelminthes; Trematoda; Strigeidida; Schistosomatidae.